Messenger RNA from Apaloderma vittatum (bar-tailed trogon), 1173 nucleotides. It is a transcript of the gene PGAP4, whose product is annotated as transmembrane protein 246. Gene Ontology annotation, molecular function: glycosyltransferase activity. Bases 1 to 1173 code for a protein of 390 amino acids. Gene Ontology annotation, biological process: GPI anchor biosynthetic process. The transcript has a single exon. The record is from RefSeq and is a predicted model, not a curated record. Gene Ontology annotation, cellular component: Golgi membrane. Lineage: Eukaryota; Metazoa; Chordata; Aves; Trogoniformes; Trogonidae.
AUGCUGCACCAAGGGAGGUGGUGCCGCUGGUCCAAUCCUUUUGUCCAUCUCCUUACGCUGACUGUGGUAACAUUUGGAGUGCUUGCACCUUUGAUUUGCCACCGGCUCCUCCACUCUUACUUCUAUUUGCGUCACCGGCACCUGAACCCCAUGAGCCAGGAGUUCCUGGAGCAGAGCAAGCAGCAGGGACAAGCUGCCCUCCAUUACUUUGAGGAGCUCAAGAUACCAAAUGCCUCUGAGGCCUCUGGUAGCGAUGCCUUCCACCCCUUGCUGCUGGUCACCAUUAUCACUGUGAAGAGGCAGAACGAUUUCCACUACGUCUUGCAAGUGGCCUCCCGUUUCCACCGCCUUCUCCAGAAAUGUGGUGUGCGAUGCCGGAGCUACCGCCUCCUCCUCUGUAACGUGGAGUCAGACCCCAGUGACCAUCAGGAUGUCAGGCUGCUGAGCAGCUUCUUUCCUGUGGUCAGUCGUGACAAAACUGGGGAGAACCCCGACCCCAAGGUGAACCUGUUUGAGAAGGAGAAGCAGGACUACGUCUUCUGCCUUGAGCAGUCGCUGUUGGCGUACAACCCAGAGUACAUCCUCAUAGUGGAAGAUGAUGCUGUGCCAGAGGAGGAGAUAUUUGCUGUUUUGCAGCACUUCUUACUGGCCCGGUUCUCCAAGCCAUACCUCAGAGAUGCGCUCUACUUCAAGCUGUAUCAUCCCGAGAGGCUGCAGCACUACUUCAACCCUGAACCCAUGAGAAUCCUUGAGUGGCUGGGACUGGGCAUGUUCCUGGGGCCCGUGCUGAGCGGUGUGUACUCCUGGGCAGUGGGGCGCCCCGGCCCCAGUUGGCCCAUUGUCUUGUUCUUUGCUCUGUACAGCAUGGCUGUGUCGGAGCUGGUGGGACGGCACUACCUGCUGGAGCUGCGCCGGCUGGCACCCGCGCUGUACAACAUCGUGCCAGUGACCGAGUGCUGCACACCUGCCAUGCUCUUCUCCGCCCCAUCUGCCCAACGUGCCUUAGGCUACCUGAAGGAGCUGCGCUGUCGCCGCGGCUUUGCGAAGGACAUUGCCCUCUACUCGCUGCUGCAGACCACGGGCGAGAACGCCUAUGUGGUGGAACCCAACCUGGUCCGGCACGUGGGAAUGUAUUCCAGCCUUCGGCUGAACAACAACCCAAAACUGCUGUGA